CCGGAGCUGGCCGCGCCGCCGUUCUGGAUCCCACCGGAGCCCGUGACGCCCCCGGGGCCUCAGCGGCACCGGCGACGCUUUGGGGACGUUCCGGGGACGCUCCGAGCGAUCAGGAGGCGGCGGAACCUCCCCGUUGCCGUGGAAACAACCGGAACGCCGCGUCCGCCAUCUUUACUCGUGGCACGGCCGCCAUCUUAUCCGCGGGCAGCACUUCCGGCCUCUGAGCCAAUCAGAUCCUCCCGUCCUCACCACGUGACUCCCGGUGCGGGACCCGGAAGCGCCGCCAUGGCCGCCGCCGCUGCCCCCCCGAAGCGCCGCGGGCCCGCUCGCUUGGCCGAUCCGCGGCCGCUCUUCGAGGACACGAGCGCUCCCGGGGCCUCCCCGGGCCGGGGCUUCGGGGCUCCGCCGCCGCCGCCGCCGCCUUCGGCCUCCUCAUCCUCACCGGGCCCGGCCGCGCCGCCGUUCGCGGCUCCCGGGGCCUUCCUGGCCGAGCCCGUCAGCAGCUUGGCCGCCGCCUACGGGAGCAGCUGGGCCUCGCACGUGGAGGGCAGCCUGUGUCGCUGGCUCCCUGCAGGGACUCUCAAGUAUUACUUUGCGGUGGACACGGCGUACGUGGGCAGGAAACUGAGGCUGCUGCUCUUCCCCUUCGGACACCCGGACUGGCAGGUUCGGUACCAGCAGGACGGUCCCGUCGCCCCUCGCUUCGAUGUCAACGCCCCUGACCUUUACAUCCCGGCUCCGUGUCCUUCCUCCCGCAGCCAUGGCCUUCCUCACCUACAUCCUGCUGGCCGGGCUGGCCCUGGGCACCCAGAACAGGUUUUCCCCGGACAGCCUGGGGCUGGCAGCGAGCUCAGCCCUGGCCUGGCUGCUGCUGGAGGUUCUCACCGAGCUCCUGGCGCUGCAUUUGGCUCCGGGCUCGUCCCAGCUGGGCCCGGCCGACGUCGUGGCGCUCGCCGGGUACAAAUACGUGGGGAUGAUCGCGGGGCUGCUGUCGGGGCUGCUCCUGGGCUCUGCCGGGUACCACGCCGCCCUGGGCUGGAGCUGCCUCAGCAUCUUCAUCUUCAUGAUCCGGACGCUGAGGCUGAAGCUGCUGGCGGAGCCGGCGGCCGAGGCUCGGAGCCAGCUGCGCCUGUACCUGACCGUGGCCAUCGCCGCCGCGCAGCCCCUGCUCAUGUACGGCCUCACCUUCCACCUGCUGCGCUGACAGCCCCCAAAUCCCGGGAAAAAAACGGGAAUUCCCGGAAUUCCAGAGCGUUCCCAGAAAAAUCCCACCCUGGAAUCAAUAAAUGGCUUUUUCUGGGGUUUUUUGGGGGUUUUUUGGGGGUUUUUUGUUGAUUUUUUGGGUUUUUAUCCUGAAUUUUGGGUGGUUGGAGGUUGGGGAGAUCCCCCUGAGAUCCAGAAUUCCAGGAAAAUCCCGGAAUUCCAGAGUUUUCCCAGAAAAACCCCACCCUGCAAUC
Poecile atricapillus (Black-capped chickadee) is the source of this 1457-nucleotide messenger RNA. It is a transcript of the gene YIF1B, whose product is annotated as Yip1 interacting factor homolog B, membrane trafficking protein. The record is from RefSeq and is a predicted model, not a curated record. The transcript is spliced from 8 exons. The coding region runs from base 286 to 1335 and encodes 349 amino acids. Gene Ontology annotation, biological process: endoplasmic reticulum to Golgi vesicle-mediated transport. NCBI's taxonomy places the organism in Eukaryota, Metazoa, Chordata, Aves, Passeriformes, Paridae. Gene Ontology annotation, cellular component: COPII-coated ER to Golgi transport vesicle; endoplasmic reticulum-Golgi intermediate compartment; Golgi membrane.